AUGGGAAGCGCUGAGAGAUCGGAAGUGAAACCGCACUUACCAAUGGCCGACAACGAUAGGAAAUCGAUAAAGAGCAUCCUGAAGAAGCCAUUCCAGGCGCUCUUCCAGAAGGAGAAGAAGAAAGAGAAGAAGCAGGUGUUGGUGGAGGAGAGCAAGCCUGCGGCGAAGCCCGCGCCGAAGGUCACCCCGGUCUCCGUACUCCUGGAGAACUUCCAGAGGCUGCAAAUAGACAAGAAGGAUGAAGAGGACGAAUUCUCGAACUUCACAUACAAAGUGGUUGAGGAGGGUAGCGCUCCCGCCAGGACUGACUCCCACUCGUCCGAGGACAGCGGCUUCUCGGAGAAGAGCGUUGCAGAGACGAGCGCGGAGGAAGAGAAGCAGCUGAUAGACGCGCUGCAAGAGCUGAAAGUUGACACGAAAGAGAGCAAAGAGAAGAAGGGCAAGAAAGUCCAGACCGUAUUCGUGUCCAGGGGUCCCGUUAGGAACAAGGUCGGCGAUUAUGGUGCGUCGGUACACCCCUACAAUAACAGUCAUCCGGAUGCUGAAAACGUCUAUAGACAGAUAAACCAGAUCAACAGGCACACUUUCUCGGGGGGCCACGUGCUCACCAAGUGCACGCCCGCCGACUACCUCUCCGAGAUCAGCUUCGUGCUGAACCAGGUCGAGAGGAACGUGCAGAACUCCGCGCUCAACUCGGAACAGGACCAGGAGCGGGACUGGCAGGUGGCGAUGGAGUUCCUGGAGGGCUCCCGGGAGGCGGCCGAGCCGCGCUCGAUCCUGGACGACUUCGUCCAGGCGCAGGCGGGGCAGGACUUCGUGGUGAGCGGCUACCAGGCCAGCGCCCCGGAGCCGAACCCGGUCGAGGAGUUCUCCAACGCCAACCACGCGGUGUACGCCGACUACGGCGACUUCGAGCUGUCGAUCGGCGGCUGUUCCGAGCCUCACAAGCCCUCGAUAUUCCCCACUCCCCCCCGCUCGGAGAACACCGCCAGCCCCGUAUCGGAGCCGUACCCACCCAACUCGGAGUACACCCUGUCGCCCGGCGUCUCCUCGCCGCUUUACAACAGCGACAACGAGAAGUACCAAGAGAUCGCGUAUGAGGUCGCCCAGCGCGAACUGCCGAGGUGCGUCGCGGAGACGGAGAACUCUGACGGGAAGAGCAGGGAGAGGACGUCCAGCUCCUCGAUGACUAUGAAGCAGUAUAAAGACCUGCAGAAGGAGAUAUCCGGCGGCUACUCGAAGAAGGAGUGCUGCCAGACGGACAGGCGGACCUGCAAGGAGAUCUUCCUCGAGCACAUGGAGAAGUUGAAGAUGGAGGACAGGCGGGCGCUGUGCGUGAAGGUGGCCAGUCUGGACCUGAAGACGGCUUACGGGGUACUCCAGCACAUACUCCUCAGCCUGUCGACCAGCGACACCGAGGAACACCUCCAUAUGGCGCUGCUGAACCUGAUCUGCGAACGUAUCAUCGCCCAGAAACCGGAGCUGUUCCUCGGAGAUUUCGGACUGGGUGUGCUGAAGUUGGCAGUGCUGCGCUGCCACCGGCGGCCCCUGCUCACCCGUUAUCUGGUGCAGUGCGUGAGGGGCGCGAUCAAAUCGGAAUCGGCGCCGCGCUAUAAGGAGAACGAGCACGUCUUCCACGAGGUGGACGCGCUCGGCGACAACCUGCUGAUAGCGUGCGCCCGUGUGGGCGACUCUUGUGCGGAGGCGCUCGGCGAGCUGGUGAGGCGCGAAGCUGACCAGCCGCCGCUCUUCGAUGUUCACCACGCGAACGGUGACGGGUACACGGCGCUGCACGUGGCGUGCAGCCUGCACAGCGCCGAGUGUCCGCGCGAGUACACGCUGCACGUGCUGCUGCAGCACGCGGGCGCCGACGUAUGGAGGGGGGAUAUGAAGGGCGGCGACACAGCGCUGCACCUGGCCGUCAACUCGCCCACGUGCGAGCUUCGACUGGUCAUGGUGAUGUUCCGCCACGUGGACCGCAAGCUGUGGAAGCGGCUCGCGCACAAACAGAACCGCAGUUCGGUGACGCCGCUGGAGUACGCUCGCUCCGCGGUCAAGUCCACCACCAGGCAGAACUACCCCCACGAAGUCCUGGAGUUUCUGAGGAAGUGCCGC
This is a messenger RNA of Iphiclides podalirius (scarce swallowtail), 2115 nucleotides long. The record is from the annotation of a GenBank genome assembly. NCBI's taxonomy places the organism in Eukaryota, Metazoa, Arthropoda, Insecta, Lepidoptera, Papilionidae.